AUGACCGCUGCCUAUACACUUACUACCUAUACUCUUGAACCUUUUCAUUUUCACACUCGAACAACUUCUUAUUUCUCGGUGCUCUCCCUUCCCCUCUGUGCUCUCCCAUUCUUCCCAUUGCCGUGCACAGUCCAGACGACCGCCGCUGCCUCCAGACGACCGCCGCUGCCUCCAGACGCCGCUGCCUCCAGACGCCGCUGCCUCCAGACGCCGUUGCCUCCAGACGCCGCUGCAGAUCCGCCGCCGCUGCCGCCGCUCCAGAUCCGUUGCUCCAUAUCCGCCGCCGCUCCAGAUCUGCCGAUGCCGCUGCUGCAUCAGCCAUUCUUCCCCUCCGCGAGUGACGCUGCCGCUGCUGUUGCUCCAGAUCUGCCGCUGCCGCCGCUGCUGCCUCAGCCAUUCUUCCCCUCCGCGAGUGACACUGCCGCUGCUGCUGCUCCAGAUCUGCCGUUGCUGCCGCUGCCUCAGCCAUUCUUCCCCUCCGCGAGUGACGCUGCCGCUACUGCUGCUCCAGAUCUACUCUUGUUCUUCUGCUUCUUCUUCAUAUUUGGUUUUGGAUUUUCAGUUUUGGGAUUUUCUGGUUUUGGAUUUUCUGGUUUUGGGAUUUUAUUGUUGCUGAAAAACAAUUUCACUUGCACCACUCAGCCGUCAAAGCCACUUCUCGGGUUGAAGGUUUACACAUGA
Messenger RNA from Vigna umbellata (rice bean), 681 nucleotides. NCBI's taxonomy places the organism in Eukaryota, Viridiplantae, Streptophyta, Magnoliopsida, Fabales, Fabaceae. The record is from RefSeq and is a predicted model, not a curated record.